AGAAAUCCACUUUCACUUUCUAUUUGGAAUAAUAUCUCGGAUAUAUAUUCAAAGAUUUCAUAUAAAUCGUUAAAGAUUUAAAGGUGGACAGAGUGUGCACGUCCCGGAUAGUUUACUACAUCAUAACCUAUCUUGGAAUCAGGGUGUUAUAUAUCUAUUAUAGGACCAACUGGAAAUCAAACAGUAAUACACAUUGGCAAUGGCGUCAAAAAGUCCAGGCAAAAUAGAACAUACAGAUCUCAUAGGGAAGUUAUACAGAUCAAAUCUUCAGAGUGACGAGCUACUAGAUAUAUUGGUGAAGGGGAUGAACGUUUUUAAUAAAUUAAUUGACAAUAAGAAAAUUUCAGACGAUUUUUUAUCCUUGCUUGUCCAUCUGAUUGCAAGGGCUUCUACUUGUACGAAACAGACUAAGAAACAGGAAGUUUUUCAGCUAUUGAAUAUGCUGUCUGAUUCAACCUUAAUCAAGAACCGAAGUAUUCCACUUCUUGUGGGAGUGACAUGCAAUAACACACGUGAUCAUGAUUUUCAUUGUUUACUUGGCGAUUAUUUAACUAUCCUUCAAGAACUAUACCACUGCAUGCCCCAUUUGUGCACAACUCCACAAGUUAUUGGACUUGUAGAUUUUUUGAAGGAACAAGUAAGCGAAUGUGAUGAUUACAAAGACAAAGAGACAAUGCUUGGCGGUGUUUUAGAAUUAAAGAAGGAUAUAAUGAAGAUUGGUGAAGAACGACCAAAGCCAAAAUAUUUGACAAAACAAGACGCUGAAGACAAAUUUGCUCCUCCGGAGGAUUUCCGAACUAUGUCAGUUAUUCCUGGCCAGAACGACGUAUUAAAUGCAGCAAAUUUCUUAAGACGAAACAAAGUUAAUGGGAAAUAUUUGAAUUUAGAUCAUUAUUUAGACGUACAGUUUAGGUUGUACAGAGAAGACUGUGUGUCACCUCUCCGAGAUGCUCUUAUGGAGUUCAAGCAGAAAGAUAAAGAGAGUCGGAGUGGAAUUUUUAGAUUAGAAACUGGUCUCGUCUAUAGGAACGUGCAAGUAACGAAACAAAACACUUCAAUAGAAUCUGGUGAAGUGUUUGAAAUACAACUAGACCCAGACCAUCGUAAACGCAUCAACUGGUUGAAAUCAAAGAGACUUAUUUAUGGUGCUUUAUUGCUUUUUUCAUUUGAUCGUUUCAAUACGAUUUUCUUCGCUAUUGUAGCUGAAAGUGAAAGAGAAACUUUACAAAAGACAGGCUGUUUUGCUGUACAAGUCUUUAAAGUUGGAACCAACAUAAAGCUGCCACGAAAUACGUAUGGUAUGAUGAUAGAGGCGACGUCAGCAUUUUUUGAAGCGUACAAGCAUGUGCUAAAAGCCUUGCAAUGCAUAAAGGAAGAAACUUUCACCUUCCAACGAUAUCUUGUUGAUUGUGAAAAAGAGGUUAAUAUACCAUCAUACAUAUCAAAAGAUUGUGUGUAUGAUCUUAGCCCUGUUAUUAGAAGUUGCCAUAUUGACAUAGAAAGCACACAUCAGUUAAACCGUAGAACCAAUAUUGCUAAACAGACACCAACAAAUAAUGUAAAAAUGUUUGAAGAAGACUGGCCUUCGACUGGGAUAUUGAGAAUGGACGAAUCUCAGAGGAAAGCGUUUAUUUCUGCACUUACAAAAGAGUUUGUGCUUAUCCAAGGUCCACCUGGGACUGGUAAGACGUACCUUGGAUUGCAAAUUGCUAAAACAUUACUGCAUAACAGUAACCGAUGGUUACAAGUGGAUUCUGAUUGUCAGGAGGAUGAAAAUUUACAGGAAAACGCUCGAGGUCCUGCAUCAUUACCGAAACCAUAUAUGUUAGUUGUUUGUUACACCAACCAUGCAUUAGAUCAAUUUGUAGAGGGAAUUGUUGAUUUUAUGCCAGAAUACUUUUGUGAUGUUCGUUUCCCCAGAGUAGUUAGAUUUGGACGUCAAUGUAAAAAUCCUAAACUUGAACAGCUUUCGAUACAAUACGUACGAAGAAAAGUUCGAAGGGAAUUUGAUGAUCCACGAGCUGGUGUACUUGAUAAAGCAAAAGCAGCUAAAAGAAAAAUCAAGGAGAUUAAAGACACAAUCGAUGUCUUACAAAGCAGAAAUAUUGUUCUGUGGUUUAAUGUUUUGAAAUGUGUUCUUUCCGAAAGUCAUGCAAAUCAAUUUGGAGAUAACACAAAUUUUGUUUGGUUGCAAUGGCUUCAUGUGUUAACGAAUUCCUGGUAUAAAGAAGUAGACAAAUACUACCAAAACCAACAAACUGACAAAGAAAACCACGAUCAGCUCAAUACUAUUGCGAUUGAACUUAACGAGGAGGAGUUUAUUACAGUGAUUUCUGAGGCAGAAUAUGCAAACAAUCAGCGGUACAUUGAUGUUGAUGAUGUUGGCCCUACACUUAGCCCUGACUCAAUAGGCAUCGAUCUGGACAAACAAUAUAAAAGUCUGUUUAAUUUUAAAAAGAAAAAAAAGCUUGAAGAUAAAUGUCAACAUAUUUUGGGUUUAGAAAAAGAGAAGGCAGCAAAAGAACUGCAUUAUGGUGAACACAUGUCAGAAGGUCAAGUCAAUGAAAUCCAAAAUAUCUGGACACUCUCCAUGAAGGAUCGAUGGCAAAUGUAUAGGUAUUGGUUAAGAAAAUACAUUAUGAUACUACAUGAACAAUUGCGAAACAGGGAAAGGGAAUAUAAUGAGAUAUUUGACAACUACAAACGUACUAGUAUGGAAGUAGACGAAUUUAUCAUGCAACAGGCCUCAGUUAUUGCUAUGACUACAACCAAUGCAGCAAGAUACAGUGAAUCCCUAAACAAAGUUGGACCUCUGAUCACCAUUAUUGAAGAAGCGGCAGAAGUACCAGAGGCUCACAUUGUGACUGCAAUCAGCUCAAGAUGUAAACAUUUGAUUUUGAUUGGGGACCAUAAGCAAUUGGAACCAAAACCAGCCGUGCAUGAGCUUGCCAUAAAAUUCAAUUUAUCUGUUUCUCUGUUUGAAAGAAUGGUGAAAAACGACCUGAGUUACCAUUGUCUACAACAACAGCAUCGAAUGAGACCAGAAAUUUCUGAAUUGGUACGCCAUAUAUAUGAUGUUCUUAUAGAUAACGAAAAUGUAUAUGAAUAUCCACCGAUUAAAGGUGUACGGAAGAGCUUAUUCUUCAUCACACAUAACCAAAAAGAGGUGUUCAAAGAUGAAGGGAGAAGUUAUUCAAAUGAACACGAAGCUGAAUACCUCAAAGAACUUUGUCUGUAUCUGAUAAAGCAGGGAUAUAAACCAUCGGAGAUAACGAUAAUUGCGGCAUACACUGGUCAGAUGUUUCGCUUAAAAGAAAAAAUGCCAAGAUCAAAAUUCGAAGGAGUAAACAUUUGUGUGCUUGACAAUUAUCAAGGCGAAGAAAAUGAAAUUAUUCUUUUAUCAUUAGUGCGUAGCAAUGCGAGAGGCGAUAUUGGAUUCUUAAAUCGGGAAAACAGAAUUUGCGUGGCUCUGUCGAGAGCAAAGCAGGGUCUUUUUAUAAUAGGAAACAGCUGUACGUUGACAACGAAGUCUAAACACUGGCAGACUAUAAUUAGAAAACUACAAAUUGGAGAGGACAUCAGCAAUGAAAACGAAGCUUUCCAUAAAUACAAAUCCUUUGGAAAAGCGUUACCUCUGUACUGUCAAAAUCACCCAUCCAACGAAGGAAUUCUAGCAGAGUCACCAAGUGACUUUAUGAAAGUGAAAGAUGGAGGUUGUGAUCUUCCAUGUGAAUUUCGGUUAGCAUGUGGACAUGCGUGUCGAUACGACUGUCAUCCACUUGACAGGGAACAUAAAACAUAUAAAUGCAACAAACAAUGUUCAGAGACAUGUGAAGAAGGGCAUAGCUGUCCUAAGAGAUGCCAUUUUGAUUCUGACUGUCAAUGCUGUGCAAUAACGACACGGGAGCUUAAAUGUCAGCACACGAUUAAUCUCAAGUGCCAUGUGGAUUAUUCUGAAUAUCCAUGCCCAACUAAAGUAACCCGAACGUUAUCAUGUGGACAUCCUGCUAUAAUGGAAUGCUGCGUCGAUCCAAGUACUGUUCUCUGUAAAUCCAUUGUUGAAAGAGAACUACAGUGUGGGCAUACAGCACAAAUAAAAUGUCAUGUUAAUCCAAAACGCCACAAAUGUGACACAGUCCUAACAGAGACGAGAUCAAACUGUGUACAUGAGUUUAAACGUCAAUGUCAUGAUACAAGUUUUGAAAGGCUGAAUCAUUGUAGAGUUCAGAUAAUCGAAAAACGAUCCUCCUGUGAUCAUUUGAUCGAACGGCAUUGUUUUGAUACAACGUAUGAAAUACGCGUUAAGUGCAGCGUUAUUGUAACAGUGAAUAGAGCAUCAUGUAGACACGAAUAUCAAAAGCAGUGUCAUGACCAAUUGUUUGAGAUGGUUCAUAGAUGCAAUGAUAUUGUUACUGAACAAUGGUUAUCGUGUGAACAUAACUACAGAAGACACUGUUACGAUUCCAACUACGUCCAGAAUAACACAUGCCAGGUAGUUAUUCCAGACAAAAGAGUCGAAUGCGGUCAUGAAUAUGAAAGGAAAUGUUCUGAUACGAAUUAUCACAAUGAACACAAAUGCAGUGCGAAAGUUGAAAAAGAAUUCCCAUUUUGUGGCCACAAAAUAAAGCUCCUGUGCCAUCAGGAUGUUGAAUCGGUUAGAUGUAGAGAAAAUGUAACAACUGUCUUCGAAUGCAAACAUUCCAAGACACACGAAUGUUACAAAAGUAAUUCAAUUAAAUGUACUGACUCAUGCAGCAAAACUUGCAAAAAUGGCCACCAAUGUACGAAAUUAUGUCAUUUCCAAACUUCCUGUGAUUGCGAACAGCUUAUUAAAGUUGUUUUGGAAGGUUGCAAACACCAACAAAGUAUCCCAUGUUCAGCUGACCCUAAAGUGUAUCUGUGUACAUCAAUGGUGAAGAAAGUUCUUAAUUCAUGUGGCCAUACUCAGAAAAUAAAAUGCCAUAUAAACCCUGAAACUGUAACGUGUAAAUUUGCAGUCUUAAAGUAUUUGCCUGAGUGUCAGCAUAGGAAAAUGGUUUUAUGUUCAGAAAAUGUUUCCGACGUAAAAUGUACCACAGAAGUUAAGAUAAAAUUGGAAAAAUGCGGACAUUCAGCUAAAAUAAAAUGCUGGCAGAAAAGAAGUAUGGUUCUACCAGAUAUUAAAUGUUUAGAGCAUAUUACACACACGCGUGCCGACUGUGGACAUAAUAUAACUGUAUCAUGUUGGAAAAUAGCAAGUACAAAAUUAUCUCCAUGCAAGGUAGUCGUAGACAAGACACUUUCCUGCGGCCAUGUAAUAAAAGUAGCAUGCAGUAAUCCAAAAAAAGAAAAAUGUGAUCAAAAGUGUGAAAAAUCUAUGUCAUGUGGACAUUCUUGUUCGGGGCCGUGUCAUGCAAGCCGAAUAAAUGAUCAUAGUGAAUGUACAAGCCAAUGUAGAAAAAAAAUGUUGUGUGGCCAUACCUGUCAAAGUAAAACUUGCAUGAAGUGCAGUCCGUGCCAAAAGUCUUGCUUAUUUGUAUGUGCCCAUUCGAAAUGUCGUUCUAAAUGCAUUGAUCCAUGCAAGCCAUGCAAAGAGAAAUGUCCAUGGGAAUGUAAACAUUAUAAGUGUACCAAACUAUGCUUUGAAGAGUGCAAUCGCCAAAGAUGCAAUAACGUUUGUGAUAAGACGUUGUCCUGUGGCCAUCAAUGUCCUGGUUAUUGUGGUGAACCAUGUCCACUGAAGUGUGUUGAUUGUAAACCUGAAAUGUAUGUUUUUAAAGAUGUUACUAAAGAUAGCAUAAUUGUAACUUUGACACAAUGCCGUCACUCUUUUGACAGCUGUUAUCUCGAUAAUUGUAUGGAUAAAAUGAAGAAUGACUUAUUGUCAGAAUGUCCAUGUUGUGAUGCAACUAUAUGUUAUCAUCCGAGAUAUGAACGGAUUCUGAAAAGGCAGAAAAUGGCACUAGAAGAUGCCAAAAAAGAGGUUCAUAACGUACGAAUUAAUUCCAAAACGUUGUAUCCUGCGUGUGAUCCUGGAAUGCUAACAUUAUUCGAAGAGUAUACAACAAGCAUUGCGACAUAUCUUCAUGUUGUUCAGCACACACGGCGUAUAAAUGAGUUUGAACAGGAAUUUCAAGAUGCAGAGGAAUUGACCGAAUUUAUUCAUAAAGAUAUUGAAACAACACAAUCAACUUCAUUUAAAGAUAGCCUACAAUUAUCUGAGAAAAUAUACAAUUUGCAUAUCCAAUGGCUGUUGUGCCUUUUCACGACAAACCCAGAGUUAUUGGGCAAAUUUUAUAUUGCUGAUUGGUUUCCGGCAUGGGUAGAGAAGCCUGUGAGAAAAAAAUCAAAAGAUUUUCCUCCCGAACUAGUGGAGUCGAUUGAAAUUAUUUUCGAAGAAAAUGAUGGCAUAUUUACCGACAUGAAUGGUCAUCUCACAAUAACAGGUCACGAUAUAGUUGUAGUUGUACUCUUGAUGAAGAAAUAUCUAAAAAGAGAGCAGCUAAAUAAAAUAUUAAGACCGUUCAUUGCUGACAUGGAGGGCGAUGGAUACUUGUCAAAAACCAGAAAAUAUCCACAAUUGCAGAAUGUGGUUGGCAUACAUAGCAGCGAUUGGACAAUAUGUCAAAAUGGACAUGCUGUAUCAACGCUCAUGGACAGUUCGUGUGUGAUUUGUAAGGGAAACGAUAAUCAACAAACACAGUUCCAGUAUGAUGAUGGGCAACAUUUCGUCACACACGGACUGACAAAGCCAAAAAUCAAUAGAAAGACCCAGGUGGCAAAUGUUACAGGUAAAAAAAGUACUUUUUGUACAGACAAACAAGCUGAUUUUAGUGAGGACGUUGGGGAUAUGAAUUCGCUUCAAAGAUUUAAGAAUCCUUAUAUAAGUAAUAGUGAAAACUUCCGUGGAGACCGGGGACAAACUCGUAGAGGUCGUGGUAAAGGUAUGGAGAAAGCGAUGCAAGUGGUAACAACAAAUGAGAAAACAAGGAAACCUAACAAACCUGACAAAGUGCAUAUACCGCCAUCGUUAAAGUUACAUGUAGAAAAAGGCCCUAAGAGAGACCGAAAAGAUAAACAUAACGCACAGGAAGGUAAAAAGAGAUUUCAAAACAAGACCUCGGCUAGGGGUAGACCAAAUAAAAGGGAUGGUAGGGAUGAUAAUAAUGGUUCAAGUGGACGUGUCCAUGACCAGGAAGAUUACAUAUAUUAUAAUGGAAGAUCUGAUGGGAGAAGCGGAGAAUUUAAUACAGACGGAUAUCGAGACAAUAACCAUAACAGAGGAUAUCAGGGAUUUCGCGGCCGUGGACGAGGUCGUGGUGGAAGCAGGGGUCGUGGCAGAGGUCGUGGUGGUCGCCUAUAAUAACAAUCGAAUACUAGUAUUUUUACAGAUACGAACAUGUUUAUAAUAGUGUUAAGAACUCUUUGAUUACUAAUUCCUGUUUGUAAAAUUUGUAAAUAACUUUUCAUGAUACAAAGAGUUUAUAUUCAAUGAAUUGAACGAAAUCCUAAGGAUUCGUUAAGUUUUGUGGGAUACUAAUUUUUGUGGAUAUUGUGUUUUAAAAAAAAACGAAUUUGAAAGCAUUAAUCUAUAUCAAAUACGCAUAUUCUAUUAGUUUAUAUGUAGAAAGUUUCCAAAUCGACAAAAUCAAACUUCGACAAAAAUACAAUGUUUUCCUCAGUCUACCAAAAUUGAUACCCUAUGCUUUGUAAAUGAUGCAACGAUAUGAUUUUUCCUGAUUUAAACACAAUGAAAGUUCAAUAAGCCCUUGCAUUUAAAAAUAUAUCAGGUUAGGUUUUUUUUUUAGGGGGGGGGGGUUAAUUUUCGGAUAGUACACACUUUAUAUUUCGCUAAUUGAAAGUAUUUUACACACAAUAUCUCAACCUUACGACAGGUCAACAUCAAUUAACAUUAUCAUACGAGCAUUGAUGCCUGCUCAAUAUAUUUUUUAAAACAUUUUCUCAUUGUUUCAGUUGUAAAAUUUUGAUUUUUAUUAUCAAUAAUCACGGUGGCUCUCUAAAACAAAUCUAGACUGCAAUUAAACAUACACACAACAGAAGUUUUUUUUUUAUUUUCAAAACAUUGGUGCAUGUAGUUAAUCGAAACAGUCUUUCAUUAGAAUAUUAUUCAAAAAUGAAAUUCAGAAGCCAAUAUAAUUAUAUUUACAGGAAUUGGAGCAUGAGUCCUUUAAUUUGUGUAUUAAUAAGACUCGUUAUAAAGAAAACAAAUAUAAAAUAUUGACGUCGUCCUAAAGGUGCAUGAAAUAUUUACAACUGAAUGUUAAGCAACUAUAAUAGUCAAUCAUAUAUAUUAAUGAAAUUUUUGAGUUUCCAAUCGCUCAUCUCUUGCCUGUAAUAUACAUAUAUUGCCAUUGAUUUUAAUAUUUCAUUUUUUUCUAACAGUAUUUUAAAAAGUAGUUUGUUUAUAGCUCGGUGAAUUGUAUUAGUUUUUUUAUCAGUUUAUAUUAUGUAUGUCAAAAUCAUUUUAAAAUAUCACAAAUAUAGUUAAUAUGUACAUGCAAAAGCCCGAAAAGGCAAACAAAAACAUAAUUUUUUUGUUUUUAAUUAAAUCUCGGCAAAUUUAUAUAUUGAUGGUAGGUGGUUUUGAAUGGAGCCAUUUCUUUGAAGCUUAGAAUAUAAAAGUGUUAUAUAUUCUAGUAAUUGAAGCCGGAUAUCUAGCAGGGCAUAUGCCAAGAGCAAUGCUUUUUUUUAAAUAAUGUUAUUUUUUUUUCUAUGUAUAAAUUUUUUUUUUUUGGCAAUUCUUUCCGAACAAUAUAAUCAAGCCUUGAGAUAUUUCUCAAGAUUAAAAAACUACGUCUUAAUUAAAAGGCAGUUAAAGGUCAAACAUUUUUAGCUGAGCCCAUAAUACAUGCUCAAUGUUUCUGUGUUACCUACAGAAAACAUUUAUCAUUAUUUGAUUUUUGAAGAAAAAAAUCGUUGUUUCAAUGUAAUUGGUAGUGGUCCUAUAAUACUGUAGUUUUUGGUGUUUAGUUAUGUGAUGUGACCGUCUUUAUAUUUUAGUAAUAAUAAUAAUUUUUUAUUUAAACUAAACCCCCUUUUUCAACUGUGGUGUGUGCUUUUGAUGGAUAUAUAAAAACAUUCUAAUAUACUUUACUUUCUAAGUGCACUUAAAUGAAAUGAUUAAAGUUAACACUGACAUGUGAGAAAUUUAGUAUUAGUUUCAUAUUAGUUCGAAAAAUUUUCCAGGUCAAUACACAUGCAUCUUCAUCAGUGAUUAAUGCACUAUUUUAUUACCAGAUUCCUCUUAAAAAUUCUUUAAUAUUAAAUAAACUGAAUGGUUUUUUUCUUCAUUAUUACUCAUUAUUUAAAGCAUUACUGUGAAGUUUUGUCAUAAUCAGUUCAAUACUUUAAGAGAAAAUUAGUAUAAUGUAAGGCACCACCAUACAGCGAUUUUAGUAGUAAGAAUUUCUUCCAAAAUUCCAAAUUAAGCCGCAGCAUGAUAAAAUACAGCGUAAGCCAAGAAAUGAUCAAAUGCUCAUCUCAUCUGACAGUUGAAUAGCAUACAAAAGGAGAUUCUAGAAGAUAAACAUCUCUUAUUCACCUCUUUGUCUUCAUUUUUUGGUCAAUAUAUCCCUCAUCCUCUGCAAAAUUUGAGCUUUUUAAGCUUUCCCUACUAGAUCGAAAUUUUGGGGUUACUAUCACACAUAUAUGUAAGAAAUGUCAGUUUAAAUGAGUUAUUGAAGUGUUCACGAUAAAUGAGCCAUCCCUAUAAAAAAAGCACUGACUUUAUGGAGGUUUCCAUAAGUCCACACGUAAAACUUAACUUUAUGCCGUUUUUCAAAGAGAGACACAUACAUUUUGUAAUGGUUCGCUUUUAUUGAAUAAUUAAUUUGUUAGUGCUUUAGACAUCAUUUCAAUAACUUAUUACUGUGUAAUUCUUAAAGAUUUACGUAGAAAAAGUUUACUUUUAAAGCCCAAUAUAGGAAAUGCAGAGAAAGAGUCAGAAAAAACUCCCCAAACCACUAAAUAUAGCUUGCUCUGCCAACUAGUCAACUUAAGUUUCCAAAAUUCAAUUCAAUUCAAUAUAUUUCAUUGUUCAAAUAUCAAACGUCCAUUUAAACAAAGGGAUUAGACAAAAGGCAAAGAGUAUACAAAUCCUUUCCAAUACAAAAUGGAUAAAAUAUUAUGAUAGUAUAUAAUGUAUUUCUGAUAAUUCAUCAUAGAUCAUUCAUUAUUGCAGUAUGUCAGGGGAGGGAACCCCCAACUCUUAAAAUCUUUUAUUGGGUAUGCAUAUAUCAUAAAUAAUUAUCAGUGAACCCUUGCCUGUUCACUACUUAAUAAUGUCAAAUUUUAUACAAAAUCAAUAAGUAAUGGUAACGAUCAAAUAAACAUACAAUAUAUGAACAUUGUCGGAAAACAUAAAAUAUUUGUACGAGGUUUAGAAAUAGGACGAAAAGCGAGGCUCGCCGAGCUUUUCUCGUGUUUCGUAGCGAGUACAAAUACAUUUUAUAUUUCCGACAAUGUACAUAUAUUGUUUUUAUCAUGCAAUUUAAACCUGGCACUUGAAACUUUAGUUGUUAAAAUCCAAAUCAUUGUCUAAUUUUUCAAAGAAAUCGACAUAGUUUAAACGCGGACCGCAAAGAGGACCCCAAAAAGAAAUGUUACCCAAAAAGAUAUAUCCACAUUACCGCUUGCUCAACAUGGAAGCGGGAUAACAGGAGACUGUAUUUGUACAAGUACAAAUAAAACAAACAUGUAUUUGUUCACCUAUUAUUUGUACAUUAGUUGGCUGAUUGCAGGAUAAAAUCUUUUAAGUUAUUUAUAGUCUACAAAGGGUAAAAAUAAUCUGAUUUUUUACCAUAUAAUAAUAUGUGUGAUGCUUUGAUAGCUUAAUGCGAACUACUGUUUGAUUUUUUUGGUCUAAUAAACUAUAUAUAUAUUUUGACUCUUUCAAAAUUCAAGAGUCUAUUCUCAA
Mytilus californianus (California mussel) is the source of this 10915-nucleotide messenger RNA. Its product is annotated as NFX1-type zinc finger-containing protein 1-like. Gene Ontology annotation, cellular component: nucleus; nuclear RNA-directed RNA polymerase complex. The record is from RefSeq and is a predicted model, not a curated record. Lineage: Eukaryota; Metazoa; Mollusca; Bivalvia; Mytilida; Mytilidae. The coding region runs from base 200 to 7342 and encodes 2380 amino acids. Gene Ontology annotation, biological process: regulatory ncRNA-mediated heterochromatin formation. Gene Ontology annotation, molecular function: zinc ion binding; helicase activity. The transcript has 3 exons.